AGACUGGUGGUUGAGCCAUCUCUCCUUUUUCAUUUUUUCUCUUUUGGCUUUUCUCAAAGUUUUCCAGGUGAGGAACAGAGCUCUUCUCUGUUUUUGUUUUUUCUAAUUUUGUUUUGGCUGUACAUGCAUAUCUGAUUACAACUUGUUUUUGAGGUAUUCAGAUAUUUUUUCUCAUUUGUGUUGCUUUAGCACAUUGUUGAAUUCAUCUGAAUUAUUGGUAAAUGGGAUCCGAAGGGCCUCCCACGGUAACAAUCCAUGUGACGGGUUUUAAGAAAUUCCAUGGAGUUUCAGAGAAUCCAACCGAGACGAUUGUUAGUAAUCUUAAAGAUUUUAUGAAGAAAAAGGGUUUUCCCAAAGGGCUGAUCCUUGGAAGUUGCAGCAUUCUUGAGACUGCAGGACAAGGUGCCCUUGUCCCUUUAUAUCAGACAUUGCAAUCUGCUGUGAGCACGAAGGAUUCUGAAUCAUCAAAUUCCGGGGGAGUUAUUUGGGUCAGUUGCUCACUUGUCAAUUAAACUAAUAUUGUUUUA
Camellia sinensis is the source of this 527-nucleotide messenger RNA. Lineage: Eukaryota; Viridiplantae; Streptophyta; Magnoliopsida; Ericales; Theaceae. The record is from RefSeq and is a predicted model, not a curated record.